UUAGGUUUCAACCAAUCAAAAGCUUGUUAGCUGUAGUAAGGGGGUCACCAACUUACCGAGGGUGAGAGAGAAGAACAAAGGGAAAGAGCAAGGAAGUCCAGUUACCAACAGGACAAAUUGUAACACCUUUUUUACCAUCAGAGGCCAUGUCCGAUUCCGAAAAACAACCGGAGGAAAAGGAAGAACCAACGAAAAAUGUCAUCGCGACGAAAGUUACCGGCACAGUGAAAUGGUUCAACGUCAAAAGCGGAUAUGGCUUCAUCAACAGAGACGACACCAAAGAAGAUGUUUUUGUCCAUCAGACUGCCAUCACGAAGAACAACCCUCGCAAAUACCUCCGAAGUGUCGGUGAUGGAGAGAAAGUAGAGUUCGAUGUCGUAGAAGGAGAAAAGGGCAAUGAGGCAUCUAAUGUGACAGGACCUGAGGGCAACCCUGUCCAGGGCAGCAAGUAUGCCGCUGAUCGCCGUCGUUACCGAGGCUACUACAGAGGAGGACCCGGAGGCCGACGUCUCCCACCUUACCGCAAUGGUGAAUCGGUAGAGGGAGAAGAGACUGAGGAAGGAGAAGAGAGACAGAGGCGUCCUCCAGGAGGACCUCCUCGACGCAGGCCAUACCGUGGAGGAUACUAUGGUGGUUACCGUGGUUACUUCCGUGGGGGCAAUUUCCGCCGGGGCCCAAUGAGACCUCCCCCAAGGUACCAAAACCAUGGAGGACAGAUGGUGGAAGAAGAAGGACAGUACAUGGACGACCAAUUCCGUCGUCGUCGCCGACCAUUUGGCUACCGAUUCUACCAACCACGAAACCCAAGGUACUACGGUCAGGGUGGCGAGGAUGACGGAUCAUUCAGAGGACGCCCUUUCAGAGGAAGAGGGCGCGGAGGUCGAGGACGUGGCAGAGGACGUGGAAACUCGAGGAAGAGGGUAAACAGAGACAACCAAGACACUAACAGCCAGGAGGGAGGAGAUUCUAACGAUGCCGGAGCUGAAUCCUCGGGUGCAGGAGACGAACGAACCGACGGAGGAGAGCAGGCCGAGUAAGCAUCUCUUGCCGGCAACCAUCUUGCAUCACCAUCCAAGAACAUAUUAUGAUAAACCUUUGUUAUGUAGUCCAGCAGUCUAGACUCCUGCAUCUGUGUUUUGCUUUAAUCACAUGGCCUUUUUCCUUAUGUAUUUAAAAAUUACAAUCUUGACAUGGCCGACUUGAUGUAACCAUCGCAGGAACAGAUAGCGCCAGGUCUGAAAAUGUUCUCUUUUGUGUGUAGUAAGAAACACCAACUCACUCGACUAUGCAAAAAAAUAACAUGCCAUGAAAUGGAUAACUUUUCCUCCGAAGACCAACAGAAGAGAAAGGUUGAAAAUUUGUCUCUGAUGGCACACAUAAGAGAAAAGUUGAUAACUUUGACUCGGACGAUGAACUGAAGAGAAAAGUUGUUUGUGUGACUUUUACACAAUAAAAUUAACAUAAAAAAAUAUACAGUGAACAAAUGAAAUUUAUAUACUAAUGUUUUAUUAACUGGAAAAAAAAAGAGGAAUGAAGUGUAUUUCAAUUCCACACAUAUUUGAAGAAACUAUUUAACAAAAUAUGGCAAAUAUUGGAAUACAGAAAAGUUGACUGACUUGGUGUUGCACGUUUUAUUAUAAUACCAAUGUAAUUUGAUAGUGCUUAAAAAAUUGAAAUUUCUCACAGAGGUCUACAUCCGGUUUCUGUGUAGAUCCAAGAAUAUCCCAGGCGGCAAAUGAAAUUUUAUGCCUGAAAGACAAAAUUGUGCAUGAAAUAAACAUCUGCCUAAAAAAUUCA
This is a messenger RNA of Pecten maximus, 1797 nucleotides long. Its product is annotated as Y-box factor homolog. Gene Ontology annotation, molecular function: nucleic acid binding. The coding region runs from base 147 to 1037 and encodes 296 amino acids. Lineage: Eukaryota; Metazoa; Mollusca; Bivalvia; Pectinida; Pectinidae. The record is from RefSeq and is a predicted model, not a curated record. The transcript is spliced from 7 exons. Gene Ontology annotation, cellular component: nucleus. Gene Ontology annotation, biological process: regulation of gene expression.